GGGGAACCACUGGAGGUGACACAAACUAACUCAUUCAUCAUGAAUGACUACUGAUUGGUUCGGAUGAUUCACUCCACUUUUUUAUAUCUAAAUAUAAAGACGUUGGUGAAAGGAAUUAAAAGAAAACAGUCCUAGCUGUUAAGGUUCACUGAUAUGACAUGUUAUGAAACGGGUUUCUGUGGCCUCAUGCAUCUGUUUGGGAUAUGAAAAGUUGAGAAGCCCUCGCUGGAGUUUGUCGGGACCCGGCGCGGGGAGGGACUUUCUGGACACUGCGCAACAAGUCCCGGAGCGCACGAAGAAGUGGAUGAUGGGAGUGAAUGGCAACACGGCGUGCUGCAGCUCUGACAGGAGACGGCUUUCUGAGUGACUGAUCCGGUACGACUACUUCACCUCAGCUCUAGUAUCUCAUUCCCGCGGCCGCUCGGGUGUGGAGGAUGUGUCGCAGGAAAGUUUAUCCGGACUUCGAAAGCGCUCCGCUGGAAGUUUUCCCUGCACAUGCCGCCGCACAGAAAACAGUUUGGAGGAGUUACUCUAAGAAAGAAUGGCAAAGAUCCAGCGCGUCACACCUCUGAUGCUGCACGUCUCUCUCGGGUUUCGCCGCAAAAAGUAACUCUGCGAGUUUCCAGCUGCGGCAGGUGAGCGCGUUCUGGACCGCGGCUGGGUCACAGGCUGGACUUGAACGCGACAGGAGGCGAUGUGAAAUGGUCCCGACGGAUCACAGAGGCUGGAAGGACAUAACCUGAGAGGUAGCGUUUAGAUAGAAUCCACCAUGAGAGUGCUGAGUCUGCUGUGCGUAAUAGUGGCGCUGUGGGAGUCGAGCCUGAGCAACAGAAACUGUCCGGACCUGAUCGUUGACAGCUGUCACUGCUCGGCCGAGAGGUCCAAGGAGCUGAGCAGGCAGCACGUCCGAGUCAAAGUCGUGUGCGAUGAUGUGGACCUGAUGGACACCCUGCAGCCCAGCUUCUUACCCAACAGAACCGUGUCCCUAAACCUGAGCAACAACAAGAUCUCCCUGCUGAGGAACGGCUCCUUCUAUGGCUUGGCUGCCCUGGAAAAGCUGGACCUGAAGAAUAAUUUAAUAAGUACAGUGGCGCCCGGGGCCUUCCGUGGUUUGCUGGCUCUGAGGAGACUAGACCUGUCCAACAACAGGAUUGGCUGUCUCUCCCCGGAAAUGUUCCUUGAUCUGGGCAGGCUCUCAAAAUUGAAUUUGUCCGGGAACAUCUUCUCCACUCUGACCAUAGGACUCUUUACACACCUGGUGGCUCUCAGAGUGCUGCACUUCAGCACUGAGACUCUGUUCUGUGACUGUCAGCUCAAGUGGCUGCUCCUCUGGGCUCGCAGCAACGCCGUGAGGAUUGGCAAUGACACGGUGUGCGUGUUCCCCACCCACCUCCACGGACUGGAGUUUCGCAACCUGCGCGAACAGCAGCUCAGAUGUGAUGGACCUCUGGAGAUGCCCCUCUUCCAGCUCAUCCCGUCCCAGAGGCAACUGGUUUUCCGCGGUGACCGUCUCCCGCUGCAGUGCACCGCCUCCUACCUCGACCAGUCGGUGGAGCUGCGGUGGCGUCACAAUGGCCACGUCGUGAGCACGCAGGAGGACCGGGGCGUCUACGUGGAGGAAACCCUGCUGCACGACUGCUGCCUCCUGACCAGUGAGGUCAUCCUCUCCAACAUCGACGUGGGUAUCGCUGGCAUCUGGGAGUGUCUGGUGACCAGUUCCCGUGGCAACACCUCUCAGCAAAUGGAGAUAGUUGUCCUGGAGACGUCGGCGCCGUACUGCCCUGCUGACAGAGUCAACAACAACAAGGGUGACUUCAGGUGGCCAAAGACUUUAGCCGGCAUCCUGGCCUUCCAGCCCUGUGCGCCUGCCACCUUUGGUUCUGCCCCCCACCCCUCUGGCAGCGCUCCUCACCCUUCUGGCCAGAGGGAAAAGAAGGCGUGGCGGCGCUGCGACAGGAAUGGACGCUGGGCUGAGGAGGACUACACUCAGUGCCCGUAUGCCAGUGAACUGACCCGCGUGCUGCAUGAGCUCACACAGAUAACCAUUAACACCACCAAUGCUCAGCCUGUAGGCCAGCAGUUGGUGGCCUUCACCAGCAGGGCGGCGCACUUCAACGACGUCAUGGAUGUCAUCUUUGUCACACACCUGGUUGAGAGACUGACGCGGCUGGUGGGGAAACGUAGAGACCUGGGGGACUACAUAUCAGACAUCGCCAGUAACAUGAUGCUCGUGGAGGAGCACGUCCUGUGGAUGGCGCAGAACGAGGCCCGGGCGUGCACUCGGAUCGUCCAGUGCGUGGAGCGUAUCGCUGACCUGGCACUGACCGGGGACAAUCGGGUCAUUUCAAAGGUAUCUGCUAACAUAGCUCUGGAGGCCUUUCUGAUCCGACCAUCUAACUCUCUCGGUCUGUCCUGCACGGCACUUCAGCGGCCUCCUUCGUCCUCCUCCUCCUCGCCUCUCCCUGACAGCUACUCCCACUCCGACAUGGACAGGAUCAGGGAGCGAGAUGCCAUGGGGGAAUCGUUGCUGAACUUGAAAUGCCACAUUGUCAACAACAGCGGCUCACCGGCCAGUCAACUCAGCAAGAACUCAGUGGCAGUCGCCUCAAUCCAUUUACCGCUGGCUGGUACGCCUAUCUCCUCCUCUGCGCUGCAAUCUGUUGAUAACUCCACUUGCAAGCUGCAGUUCAUUGUGUUUCGCAAUGGGAAACUCUUUCCUUGCACGGGGAAUUCGUCAAAUCUCGCCGACGAUGGGAAGCGUAGGAGCGUUUCAACACCAGUUGCUUUCACCAAAUUAGAUGGGUGCAGCCUCGGGAGCGCCGUGCACUCCGUCACUAUUGCUCUCAGGCACUUCGCACUGGGUGUAGACCCCACCGCAGCCUAUUGGGAUUUUGACCUGCUGGAUGGACACGGCGGCUGGAGGGCAGAGGGCUGCCACAUAACAGGCUCCGGGGGCAACACGACCACUAUUCAUUGCACCCAUCACAAUAACUUUGCAGUGCUAAUGGAUCUGAAGAAGGCGCUGCCUUUCCCCCCAUACCCUGGGGAGUUUUUGCACCCGGUGGUGUAUGCCUGCACGGCGGUCAUGUUGCUCUGCCUCUUCGCCUCCAUCAUCACCUACAUAGUGCACCACAGCGCAAUCCGCAUCAGUCGGAAGGGAUGGCAUAUGCUCCUCAACUUCUGCUUCCACACGGCUCUGACCUUUGCUGUGUUUGCCGGCGGCAUCAAUCAAAUCAAAUACCCCAUCAUCUGUCAAGCAGUCGGCGUUGUGCUGCACUACUCGUCCCUGUCGACCAUGCUGUGGCUCGGGGUGACGGCCAGGAACAUUUACAAACAGGUGACCAAGAAGCCUCCGCAGAGCCAAGAUGGUGACCCGCCUCCGCCCCCCAACCAGCCCCUGUUGAGAUUUUAUUUAGUCAGCGGUGGAGUGCCUCUCAUCAUCUGCGGGGUCACAGCAGCUGUCAAUAUAGACAACUAUGGCAGCUGGGAGCAGGCACCGUACUGCUGGAUGGCAUGGGAGCCGAGCCUGGGAGCCUUCUUUGGCCCUGUGGCCUUAAUCAUCCUGGUGACAUGCAUCUACUUCCUCUUUACCUUCAUCCAGCUGCGGCGACACCCUGAAAAGAAGUAUGAGCUCAAGCAGCUGACGGAGGAGCAGCAGAGGCUAGCUGCCGUUGACGUGCCGACCCACUGCCACCAGGGAGCCGAGCCUGGGGCCCUGGCAGCCCAACCCAGCGGGAGCCACUGCCCGGCUGGCUGCCCAGGUGUUCCCAUCAACCCCGCGCUGCUGGCCAAUGAGCACUCCUUCAAGGCUCAGUUACGAACUGCGGCCUUCACCCUCUUCCUGUUCCUGGCUACCUGGACUUUCGGGGCGCUGGCCGUGUCUCAGGGCCACUUCCUGGACAUGAUCUUCAGCUGCCUCUAUGGUGCCUUCUCUGUCACCCUUGGCCUCUUCAUCCUCAUCCAUCACUGUGCCAAGCGUGAUGAUGUCUGGCACUGCUGGUGUUCCUGUUGUCCCGGACGAAACGCCAACGCCUGCUCUGGUGCCCAUGGGCCCACUCAACCGCGGCCCAAGGUCAAUGUGAAUGGAGAUACCCCUGGGCAUGGCCAUGGUCACAGCCACUGCCACCACGACUCACCAUGUCAGGGUAAAGCACUGAUGAGCUGUGGCCAUGGAAGCUUAGGUCACUGUAAACACGCCACCCUUCCGUCCUCGCAAAAUCAUGUGGCAUGCCUGGCACCUGUGACGCCAUGCUGCGCCGCCCUGCAUAGCCAGCAGCUGAUGGAAGAGGAGCCUGCCGCCACACACGUGCUGCUACACGCCGACCCUGAGGGUUACCGGCCGGGGAUCCAGCUGCACCCCUGCCUAAAGAGCAGCACCAGGACUAAAGGCCGUCACUUCAGCCGGCGGGCGGGGGCCGGUGCUUGCGGCGCAGGGGGUGAGAGGGAGUACGCCUAUCACAUCCCCUCCAGCGUGGAUGGAGGCAGCGUGCACAGCUCACACACUGACAGCCCCCACAGCACACAUGAGCGCCACGCCCACAUCUGUCCACAUCUGGCCCAUGAAGGCCACCAUGAUGGGCAUCAUACAUGCCACGCUGCUGCAGCCACCACGCACGAGGCCCUGGCAUGCCAUAAUCCCUGCCACAGGCACAUCUGCUGUGCCAAGGCAGACCUUUUCCCUUCAAUGUGCCCGGCAGAGGCAGGCGACACGGGCGUCUUCCUGUGUGGCUGCGGCAAAGUGGCCGAACAGGACCCGUGCGCAACACAUCACCAUCUGGAGAUACACGCCCCACGCAGACAAUCCUACCCCCAAAACCCACCCAAUCAGAAUGGGAUUCUAAAGGGGGGCCUGCACGAAGGACUCCUGUACAGCUCGGACAGCACAGGGAAUAUACGCACUGGACCCUGGAAGAAUGAAACUACUGUGUAGUGUGGGAAGGAAAAAAACAGGGGCAAUGAUCCCGCCAAAAAAAAAACAAAAAAAAACCCCUCACCUCUCUUUCUAGGAUUAAAAAAACAAACAAAAAAAAAGAAUUGAACAACAUUUUAAACAUCACAAUCAGCGUGGGAUAUUUUUAUUUUCAUGUCCUCAUGUUUUUAUGUGUGCUGUUUUACUGUACAGAAAUCUUAUAUCAUGUAAAAUGCUCUACAAAAAGAGCAUCCAUCCACAGAACAGAACCUCGUCAAAACCCAGAAGAAUUUGUGAAACGUGUGUCACAUCAUACCAUCCGAUGUAAUUGAAGGUAUCUCCACUGUUCCAUAUUACUACAGAUCUCUAUAUAUAUACAAGAAAAUGAAUGGUUGUAUGUAUGAAUAUGUGUGUUAGUGCUCAAAAAGCAACACGCUGCAAGAUUUUUUUACCGAAUCUGAAUUCAUCUAAUUAGUCUAUGACGACAGUGAACCUCCAGUACUUUAAAGAACUCUUGGCAUCCAUGUUUUAGACGACUAAACCAGCAAUUUUAGACUCCAUGGGUAUUUUUGCCAUUUUCAGUCAAGCAACUGUGAAUAUCUACUAGAGAUUUUCUAAAUAAUAUACAAAGAUACUGUCGCUUUGCCAGAGAUGUGUGGAUGCCAGUUGUGAAAAAUUUAAAAGCAACAGAAAAAGAGAAAUUACGCAUCCUCUUCCAGGUUGGUAUUGAUUGUGCUGUCCGUAUGAUGUCUUCACUGUUGUGUUUCCUUUUUUUUUUGCUGGAGAGAAUUUCAACAACAGCAGUGGCGCGGCCCGUCGUGAAUAGAGAGCUGAUGUCAUCAGAGGGCGGAUUUUAUGAACACUGUGCCGCACAGAGCCAGGUCCACACAGCCAGUUCAUUGCCAAAUGAGUGUGCAGAAUUUUUUUUUUUUUUUUUUUUUAUUCACAGGCUAUCAUUAUAAAACCACUCUCACUCCGAGGAAAAAAAGAGUGUGAAUGUGAUCAUAGGAGAAACAAUAAGCUGCUUUGGGAAACCUGCCUGCGACCGACGUCCUCUUAUUUUCCCUGUUGUUAAAACUAAUAAAACAUUUCAUCCGACCUCACCCACCUUUAGCUAAAGCCACAAAAUGUCACAUGGCAGAAAUGAGUGCAGAUGCAACCCCUUCAUGUUUCAUUAAGUUUGAAUUUCUCAACAUGAAACCUCCAAAGCAUGCAUGCCUUGUUGUAUGUAGCCAUGCUCUAUACUUUUAACAGUGUAAAUGAAUGCUUGCCCCGAUACGACUGCUGCGGCCCGCCAUGUAUCAUUUUUUUGUCACACUCUUGGAUUAAGCCUUGUUCCCCAACAAAUACUGCAUUAUUUCCAACUGGUAAUCUCCGUUUGACAAGACUUUAAGCUAAGGUUUAUCCUCGGAUCCAGUCCAGAAAAUCGUAAUGCUCUUGGUUCUGCUGUGGUAGAUAACUUGUGCCAGGGGAGGCCAAGGUUGAAGUAUGGAUCUUUUUUUUUUUUUCUGUUACCGUGAAGGUCACAUUCUCUUUGAAGAAUUGCCACUUGGAAAAAAAAAAGAAAGAAAGAGAGAAAAAGAGGCUGUGUAGAGAGCUGAGAAGCUCUUGUUUGUUUUAUGAAUGAUGAUAUUGAGUACGAUGCUCCAGACAAAACCAGUCAUACAUUUCAUCAGAAAAGCCAAACUGAGAAAAAAAAAAAGAAAAAAGAAAUGUACACCUAAGCAGCGCAUAUAAUCUCACAGCGAAACCCUGCUCUCGGCAUGCACACCAUCUCUUUAUCCAUCUUGUGCACUCUUGUCUGUGUAUAUAGAAUCAGUUUCUGAUGAAUUAUUUUAUAUGAGAUUUAAGAUAUUUAAGAAUAAAAUAAGUCUAUAUGUAAAGAAAGUUGUAUGGGGAAAAAAAACUGACCUCUCAAUGUUAAUACUCAGUAUCUGAGUUUAGAAAAUGUCCUUCUGUUGUUUUCAAAUGCCUUUUUUCUGUUGCGAUUUUGAGUUGACGUCAUCAAGUAUACAGACUCGCCAUGUGUUGUGAGACUUAUCCUGUCAUAUCAGAAAUAGAAAUGCACUACCCAUAAUAACAUUUGGCCUACCAGAGUAGAAUUUGUCACUACCAGUCUGUCUUUGUCUGUAAAGGCGGAAACAUUUGAAUAAAAAAAAAAAAAAACUGACUUGUGCAGAAAGGAAAAGAGAAACAUUUAAACAUUUAUGUGAUACUCCCUUUAUUCGAUGGCAGGCUGUGAACGGUGAAAGGAGGCCCUGGUGGACAUCAAAGAUGAUGCAUGAACCUCAUAGCUUUGCACGGGGCCACUGGAGUUGUCUGGGUCCUGGGACAAAAAUGGGAUAUUAUGGGCUCAAGUUAUGAGUGAUAAAGAAGUGGCCCGCAAUUGAUCACACAAUACGAGCUCCUUUGAGCCGCUGGCAGUCAGUGGCCCUGGCUUUCUAGUUAUUGGAAGGGGAUUUGUAACAGUAUCACAACAAAACAUUUUCAAACCAGCCACUCCUGCGAAAAAACCCACAAUAAACCGAGAGAACACCGGUCUAGGUUAAUUGCUGUACAACAUGUGUAUUUGCUGGUGGUGUGGCAAUUGUGAGACGAUGUGUUUGGUGUCAUAGGCCAACUUCUCUGUUGUCAUCAGUAGCAGAUGUACUGCCCUAAACGAGCUCCGCUCAAGUCAGACGGCUGCUGGAACAUUCACCUGUGGUACUGUGACAAAACCGAAAGCCAGUUUUCACUUUUUUCUACAUUGACACAGAUUCCAAUAAAUGUAUUUUUUCACCAUG
Molecule: messenger RNA, 7692 nt
Organism: Acanthopagrus latus (yellowfin seabream)
Lineage: Eukaryota; Metazoa; Chordata; Actinopteri; Spariformes; Sparidae
Product: adhesion G protein-coupled receptor A3
Exons: 19
Coding region: 770-4930 (1386 amino acids)
Biological process (GO): cell surface receptor signaling pathway; G protein-coupled receptor signaling pathway
Cellular component (GO): postsynaptic density; plasma membrane; glutamatergic synapse
Molecular function (GO): protein binding; G protein-coupled receptor activity
Source: RefSeq, a predicted model, not a curated record